Mangifera indica (mango) is the source of this 2443-nucleotide messenger RNA. Its product is annotated as calcium-dependent protein kinase 28-like. The record is from RefSeq and is a predicted model, not a curated record. Lineage: Eukaryota; Viridiplantae; Streptophyta; Magnoliopsida; Sapindales; Anacardiaceae. Gene Ontology annotation, biological process: intracellular signal transduction; protein autophosphorylation; peptidyl-serine phosphorylation. The transcript is spliced from 12 exons. Gene Ontology annotation, molecular function: calmodulin binding; calcium ion binding; calcium/calmodulin-dependent protein kinase activity. Bases 390 to 2048 code for a protein of 552 amino acids. Gene Ontology annotation, cellular component: nucleus; cytoplasm.
ACCAAUUCUGGUUCAACCCAGAUUGACGUGAAGUAUUUUGAGUUUUUCAUCAUAACCAGAGAGAAACCCAGAAGAAGAAGAAGAAGAUCAACUAUAAGAAAGGAAGCAGUGGACGCUUGUCAUCAUUAAAAAAAUAACAGCUUUCUUCAGAUUAUUAAAAAAAGGUUAAAAAAUAUAAUAUGGGGAUGGGGGGAAGGGAAGGUGUCUUAUUUUACUUUCAAUUUUAAUGUCGUUCAAAAGGUCUCUUUUGACCACCUCCUCUACUCUCUUUCUUCCUUCUUCCUCCCGUCUACUCCCUUCUUUCCUCUUUUCUAUUUAUUCAAUUUUCUCAUGGAUUGCAUCUCCCACGACAACAAACCCUAUUUCUGACUGCAAUAAUAAUAUAAAACAUGGGUCUCUGCCUUUCUACCACCAGAGUGAGUGGCUCCAACAGUAACAACAACAACAACAACAACGUCAACCAUCCUCGGAAAGAUAAUGAAGAAGGAAAACGUGGAAGGAAUGAAACAACACAAAGAAAUCCACCACUUCCGGUUAAGAAUACGCUGCAGCUGAAGGCGAAAAAAGACAAGGCGAAUGCGAAGAGACAAACUGGCGUUAUUCCGUGUGGGAAGCGUGCAGAUUUCGGGUAUGCUAAAGAUUUUGAUGAAAGGUAUUCCACCGGUAAAUUAUUGGGACAUGGACAGUUUGGAUACACGUAUGUUGCCACCGAUAAGACCAGUGGAGAUCGUGUUGCAGUCAAGAAAAUUGAGAAAAAUAAGAUGGUUCUUCCUGUUGCUGUUGAGGAUGUUAAGAGAGAGGUCAAGAUUUUGCAGGCCCUUACAGGCCAUGAGAAUGUAGUCCAGUUCCAUAAUGCAUUUGAGGAUGAUUCUUAUGUAUAUAUUGUAAUGGAGUUAUGUGAGGGUGGUGAAUUAUUGGAUCGGAUAUUGGCCAAGAAAGACAGCCGUUAUACAGAGAAAGAUGCAGCAGUGGUUGUACGUCAGAUGCUCAAAGUUGCAGCUGAGUGUCAUUUACAUGGUUUAGUACACCGUGACAUGAAACCUGAGAAUUUUCUUUUUAAAUCUACCAAAGAGAACUCGCCUUUGAAGGCUACAGAUUUUGGCUUGUCAGACUUCAUAAAACCAGGGAAGAAGUUUCAAGAUAUAGUUGGCAGUGCCUACUAUGUUGCUCCAGAAGUACUGAGACGGAAGUCAGGACCUGAAUCAGAUGUCUGGAGUAUUGGUGUGAUUACAUACAUUUUGCUCUGUGGGAGGCGACCCUUCUGGCACAAGACCGAGGAUGGUAUAUUUAAGGAGGUUUUAAGGAACAAGCCUGAUUUUCGCCGCAAACCAUGGCCAACUAUUAGCGAUAGUGCCAAAGAUUUUGUAAAGAAAUUACUGGUGAAGGAUCCUCGGGCAAGACUAACAGCUGCCCAGGCCCUAUCACAUCCGUGGGUUAGAGAAGGAGGAGAUGCAUCUGAGAUUCCAAUUGAUAUAUCUGUUUUGAAUAACAUGCGGCAAUUUGUGAAGUACAGUCGUUUAAAACAGUUUGCUCUAAGAGCAUUGGCUAGCACACUGGAUGAAGAGGAGUUAGCUGAUCUUCGAGAUCAAUUUGAUGCAAUUGAUGUAGACAAAAAUGGCUCUAUUAGUCUUGAAGAGAUGAGACAGGCCCUUGCGAAAGAUCUUCCUUGGAAGUUGAAGGAAUCACGGGUAUUAGAGAUUCUUCAAGCGAUUGACUGCAACACAGAUGGUCUUGUGGAUUUCUCUGAAUUUAUUGCAGCUACACUACAUGUGCAUCAGCUGGAGGAGCACAACUCUGAGAAGUGGCAGCAGCUAUCAAAGGCUGCUUUUGAGAAAUUUGACUUAGAUAAAGACGGGUUUAUAACACCUGAGGAGCUUAGGAUGCAUACGGGUUUAAAAGGCUCAAUUGACCCUCUUCUUGAGGAGGCAGAUAUUGACAAAGAUGGGAAAAUAAGCCUUUCAGAAUUCCGAAGGCUUUUAAGAACUGCAAGCAUUAGUUCACAAAAUUUGACUAGCCCUUCUGGUUAUCAGAAUUCCAGGAUGUCGUAAAUUAAACUUGCAGGUUUUAAAAUUGAGGGAAAGAAGAGGAUAAAGGGAUGGAGCUCCUUUUCUCAACUCAAUUUAUUUCAAGAUUGUAAUAAAAAUUAAAGAGGCCUGCAUCUGUGAUCUAAUUUUCCUUUUUAGGCCAUGCAAGGAACCAAUUUGUUGAAACUCAAGUUUGAAGAUGGGCUUCUGGCUUUUGAUCUUGAAAACAUUUUGUUUAAGAGGUCUUGGAUGUUCCAGAUGAGAUGGUGGUACCAAUGUGUACAUGUAUUUGGAGUAUUGAGGUUCCAUUGUUUGUCCUCCAAAUGUACUGUGAUAAUAAAAAGAUGAUGUAUCAAUGCAAAUAUGUUGUAUUAGAAUUCAGUCUUGUUUUUGAAUAAACAUGUUUACCUUUUGAAGUA